AUGGUAGCUGGAAAGAAAACUCUUUACGAUUGGCUUGAGAUUCCUCAAAGUGCGUCGGAGAACGACAUCAAGAAGGCGUACAGGAAGCUCGCAGUCAAGCAUCAUCCUGACAAGGGAGGAGAUGAAGCGGUCUUCAAAGAGAUCACGAAAGCGUAUGAGGUCCUCUCAGACGCGCAAAAGAGGAAGAUCUACGAUCAAUAUGGCGAAGAGGGUCUAGAGAACGGAGGAGCCCCUACGCACAGUGCAGAAGACAUCUUCAGUAUGUUCUUUGGUGGUGGUGGCCGAAGACGGAAUCAGGGGCCGAAGAAGGGAGAGGAUGUGGUCCAUCAGAUCAAUGUGACGCUGGAAGACCUGUACAACGGGAAGACGAGAAAACUUGCCAUCACUCGCAAAGUUCCCGUUGAUCCCGAUGCUGAGCCAAAAGUUUGUUCAGCCUGUGACGGUCAUGGCGUCAAGAUGCUCACCAGACAGAUAGGCCCCGGUAUGAUCCAGCAGAUGCAGGUUGCUUGCCAAGAUUGUGGUGGACAAGGAUACGACGUGAAAUUGAAAACUGAACGACAAGUACUGGAAUGCUGCAUCGAGAAGGGUAUGAAGCAUGGACAAAAGAUCGUGUUGCGUGGAGAAGCAGAUCAGUUGCCAGGAACAAUUCCAGGGGAUGUUGUUUUCGUGCUGGCACAGGAGAAGCACUCCACGUUUCUGCGCAAGAAUGAUGACCUGCUGAUCACCAGCCAGAAGAUCACGCUGAUCGAGGCUCUCACUGGACAAAUCAAGUGUAUCGACGAUGAAGGGAUGCCGAUGCAUAAGAACCCAUUUGUCAAGGGGAAACUCUACAUCCGCUUCGAAAUAGUCUUCCCUUCCAACAAUUCCAUCUCUCCUUCGCAGAAGGCUGUUCUUGAGAAGGUCCUACCGUCUGCUCCAACUCCAAUGUCCCUUGGAGAUGCCGAAGAGGUCACGAUGCAAGAUGCUGACGAGGCGUCGAUGGGCGGAGAUGCGGGAGGACACGCGAGAGCAGCGACUGAUGAAGAUGGAGACGAGGAAAUGCGAGGAGGGCAGAGAGUACAAUGUGCACAACAAUAG
Guillardia theta CCMP2712 is the source of this 1077-nucleotide messenger RNA. RefSeq lists its product as hypothetical. Gene Ontology annotation, cellular component: cytosol; cytoplasm. Bases 1 to 1077 code for a protein of 358 amino acids. The transcript has 16 exons. Gene Ontology annotation, molecular function: Hsp70 protein binding. NCBI's taxonomy places the organism in Eukaryota, Cryptophyceae, Pyrenomonadales, Geminigeraceae. Gene Ontology annotation, biological process: protein refolding. The record is from RefSeq and is a predicted model, not a curated record.